AUGGAGGUUCUGCCAGCAACCGACGACCGAGAGGCGCCUCAAACAGUCACGAUGGAAGGAGCAACCCACCUCAUCGACCUGCCAGACGAGCUCAUUCUUUCCAUUUUGGAACUCCUUUGUCGCCACUGCGAUGGUCGAAACGGCGGAAGUUUCCAGGCGGAACGCGAUAACCAUAAGGGACUGGUCUCAUUCUCAAAGACCUGCUUUCGCUUCCACAAGCUUGUGCGACCCUACCUCUUUCACCACGUCUGCUUCAACUACGACUACCUAGAGAUUCGAGAGCGCUCCUGGCAGGGCUCGAAGCACGAGAAGGCCCUGUUCAAACUUUUGCGAAGUUUGGCUGGCGACCACGUUCCAGACCCUGACGCGCUGGAGGCUGCUGGCAAGCGGAGCCUUGCGAACGGCAUCGAUGACUUGGCCACCUCCAUCAAGCACCUUGAAGCUAACCUGACCCCCAAUCUGCACGUUGACAGCGGCAAGGUCGGAAGGAAAGGCCCCAGAGGGGACGCCAUUGGCUUCGACUGGCUUCCUGAGGUUCUCAACCGUGCCACUCAUUUGGAACAUCUCGAGCUGCAUAUGGAGCUUCCCCUCAUUAAGCAUGGUGGCUUUAUCUGGAGCAUGGACCGGUAUGGCCGCGACAAAUACGACUCUAUCAAGACGCUCAGCCUCAUUUACCGUGCCGACUGCUACGACAAGAUCGGCAAAUUUGAUCUCAGGGACACCUACAUGAUCAUCAACCGCUGCAACAACCUUGCCACACUCGAAAUUCACGGAAUAGGAGGCAUAGGCGAGCGUUUCAUCGAAGAAACCGACCAUGUCACCUCCCAGCUCAAGACCUUGCGCCUGACAAACUGUUCCUUGUCUUACGACGACAUAUUUAUUCUCACCUCAGGCAUCGAGAACUUGGAGAGCUUCACCCUCGGGCGCGGCGAGCUCCGCAGAUUCCAGUUGAUCGCUGAGCAGGGCGACUAUGCCAGUGUCGUGAUGGACUCCCUGAUUUCCCCCGCAAAUAUCACUGCUCGCCUGGCAGGUAUGAGCUCCCACAGCCUGAGACACCUCGAGCUCGGUCCCUUCGAUAUGAAGUUUUGGGAGAGCCUUUGGCACGAAAAUCCAUCUGGAACUACGGCCGAAAACCUCGAGAACAUUCGAAUUGCCACAAUCGGUACCCUACGUUCUUUCGAAAAGCUCGAGCAUGUUCAGCUUGCCCAGGACUCCAUUCUCGGCGUCCCCAACAUGUGGACCUCUCGAUACGGUAUUCCUGACGUGUGGCCGGGUGACAUACCCACAGAGGAAGAACUCGGGUUGCGCCGUAUCGACACCAGCUUGCCUGAUCCCGACGGCACCCGCCUAGUCAGCAUGCUUCCGCGUACCCUCAAAUACCUUCGCCUUACGCAUGUCAACAACAACCUGGCAGACAGCCUGCAAACCUUUGCCUCUGCCGUCGCUGAUGGAGCGUUCCCCGCAUUGAAGGAGGUAUCCCUACACGGCCAGGAUCCUCUCAUGGAGCGCUACCGGUACGGACCCCGCUUCCAGAUUGAAAUUCUUUUCGCUCUAGAGCGGCACUGGAAUUUCUUAAGGAACCACGUCCUCGAGAAGAUGAAGGGAUUGCUGGAGCGGGCUGGCGUCAAUUUCUCCUGGGACGCGAUGGGAAGCAACCGCCCCCCUGAGGGAUGGCCCGGCAACCCGAUGUUGCAGUCCUUAGGCAUGGAGCCAACCCCUCCCAUGACGCAAGAAGAAGUUGCUUUCAAGGACUUCAGCAAGGAACGUCACAACAUGUCCAUCAUGCUGCGGCGAAAAUAUGCGGCUCUGGGCUCCACUGGCACCCUGGAGGAAGAUAACGAUCCCCCGGUGAUCGUUCUGUUGCCUGGUGGGAGAGAGCUUCACUUGAACAGUAGAGGGGAGGCGCGUUUGGAGUAUCGGAACCGCGAUCAGUGGGGAAACCUGGUUGAUGAAGACCCUAUUCAAUCAGAUCUUGACUUGGAUUGA
Messenger RNA from Colletotrichum siamense, 1986 nucleotides. RefSeq lists its product as uncharacterized. NCBI's taxonomy places the organism in Eukaryota, Fungi, Ascomycota, Sordariomycetes, Glomerellales, Glomerellaceae. The record is from RefSeq and is a predicted model, not a curated record. The transcript has a single exon. The coding region runs from base 1 to 1986 and encodes 661 amino acids.